UUGGAAGACACAUUAGGGUGGGACCAGGAUUAAAACUGAGACACGGUGUUCUGUUAUCGUUUUCGGGAACGGGGCGAGAAGGCAUAUUCUUUUGGAAGGGCUAGGGAAGGCGAAGGGUGGGCGCGUGAGUCCUGGUCGUGCAUGCUUACACAAAAGGGGGGAGAUUGGGAGCAAGAGUUUGGGCUUGGGAGCGUAUUUGUUUGUUUUUGGUUUUCUUCCCUCGCCCUUCCACACACUCGAUUUUUUCCCUUUUUUCUUGUUGUUUCUUUUCGCGGUUCCUGCAUCAACAUUCAGCGAUCCUCGGCACCUGCAUCCUCGACCUUUACUUCGAAUCCGAAAAAAGGACCCCGUCGCGCCGGAUUGCCUCCUCUUAUUUCCCUGAGCAAAGAGGUCGACGACAUGGCAAGACCAAGCAAUAGCGGGUACGGCACACAGGCUGACUUUGUUGAGAAGUCGUUUGCACAUCGUUCGUUUAGUAUUCUUUAUUUGCGUUCUUCCGGGCGGCGAGAUGUUCACUUAAAGGGACGACUCGGGAUGGGGCUGGGCUGCGCUUGUUGCUUGACCGCGACGCAAGGGACUUGCAGUUCCACCAUCAGGAAGUGUUCGACGUUGGUUCUCGGGUGGUAUAUGGGCGGUAUUUGGGCAAGCAGAUCGGCGCAAAAGGGAUGAUGGGCGGGAGGAUAAAGGUCCCAGGAUCAAGAGCUGGGAGCAAUGAGCGGAAUGAAGCUUGCUCGCCCGUGUUAGUUGCCGUCGUCUGUCGCUCGCUGUCAGGCCCGAUCU
Molecule: messenger RNA, 780 nt
Organism: Canariomyces notabilis
Lineage: Eukaryota; Fungi; Ascomycota; Sordariomycetes; Sordariales; Chaetomiaceae
Exons: 1
Coding region: 142-669 (175 amino acids)
Source: RefSeq, a predicted model, not a curated record